This is a messenger RNA of Culex quinquefasciatus (southern house mosquito), 2866 nucleotides long. RefSeq names its product NADP-dependent malic enzyme (gene Men). Bases 339 to 2357 code for a protein of 672 amino acids. NCBI's taxonomy places the organism in Eukaryota, Metazoa, Arthropoda, Insecta, Diptera, Culicidae. The transcript is spliced from 5 exons. Gene Ontology annotation, cellular component: mitochondrion. Gene Ontology annotation, biological process: malate metabolic process; pyruvate metabolic process. Gene Ontology annotation, molecular function: NAD binding; malate dehydrogenase (decarboxylating) (NADP+) activity; malate dehydrogenase (decarboxylating) (NAD+) activity. The record is from RefSeq and is a predicted model, not a curated record.
AAGGCACAUAACCUACCCGCCCGAGUUGAACCCAAAACGCAAUCCUUCACGGUGUCAGUCUGUUGCGAACUCUCGCGCCACGCGUGCCUCCAACUCCGUCCAAUCGUCCGGCCGAUUUUUUACUGUUUUUGUGAUCUUAACCAUCCAUUCAUCAGUGCAGCCACCCAGCUAAGCUCUCGCAUAAUCCACAAAUCGCAACAAUAAAAAGCUGAUCAGGUGACAGUGAGAUCGCGAUCUCGAUCGAUCACCCUUAGCGCAGCAGGCCUCCUUCCGGUUACAGACCAUCGCGCCGUCAUCGCCUACCCAGCAAAGCCAACCAACCUUCAUCCGCCGCAGUCAUGGGCAACGCUUGCUCGGAUACCUCAAAAAUCCAGUCGCCGGUACCCAGUGGUAGAUACCAGCCUGAGAGCGUCGUCAGUGGAAAAACUCACACCACAGCAGGCGGCGGCGGCCAGUACCGAAACGGUCACCGUGCCGCUCCGAACUCGGCAGUCUGUAGCGAACUGUCAAGCGGCAAGGAAGCAACCCUCCUGAACAACAAAUCUCCGGCAACGGGUACUCCCAACUACAGCACCAUGGCAAGUAGCGAUCGUCUCGGCCAGUGGCCCGCGGAAUCCGACGGCGAAGUGGCCGGAGAGGUGACCGGAUUCGCACGACUCCGCAACGGACGCUUCAAUAAGGGUCUUGCGUUUUCGAUCGAAGAGCGCCAAGCUUUGGGAAUCCAUGGCUUGCUGCCAGCCAUUGUCCGCAGUGAAGAGGAACAGGUUCAGCAUUGUCUGACUUUGCUGAAUCGAUACGAGAAUGACCUGGACAAGUACAUCUACCUGGUUGGGCUGAUGGACCGUAACGAGCGGUUGUUCUACAAGGUGCUCGGAUCGGACAUUGGCAACAUGAUGCCGCUGGUCUACACGCCGACCGUGGGACUGGCCUGCCAGAAGUUCAGCAUGAUCUACCAGCAGCCGAAGGGCAUGUACAUCACGAUCAACGACAAGGGCCACGUGUACGACGUGCUGAAGAACUGGCCCGAGAAGGACGUGCGCGCCAUUUGCGUGACCGACGGUGAACGUAUCCUGGGAUUGGGAGAUUUGGGCGCCAACGGCAUGGGGAUCCCGGUAGGAAAGCUGGCUCUUUACACGGCCCUGGCAGGAAUCAAGCCGCAUCAGUGCUUGCCGGUCACGCUGGACGUGGGAACCAACACUCAGAGCAUUCUGGACGAUCCGCUGUACGUGGGUCUGCGCCACAAGCGCAUCACCGGUGACGCGUACGACGAGUUUAUCGAUGAGUUCAUGGAGGCUGCCGUCCGUCGGUUCGGCCGCAAUUGCCUGAUCCAGUUCGAGGACUUUGGCAACUCGAACGCGUUCCGCUUCUUGGACAAAUAUCGGGACAACUACUGUACUUUUAACGACGAUAUUCAGGGCACUGCAUCGGUCGCCGUUGCAGGUCUGUUUGCUUCGCUGCGGGUCACCAAGACCAAGCUUAGCGAGAACAAGGUCGUGUUCCAGGGUGCCGGCGAGGCCGCACUCGGAAUUGCUGAACUGUGCGUGAUGGCCAUGCGCAAGGAAGGCAUCAGCGAGCAGGAAGCUCGCCAGCGAAUCUGGCUUGUUGAUAGCAAGGGUAAUGUCAUCUUUGUUCUUGUCGUGUACUUCAUAAGCUUACAAGGUUGUUUAUUUCCCGCAGGUUUGAUCGUCAAGGACCGCCCGAAGGGUGGAAUUUCCGGCCACAAGCACCGCUUCGCGCACGAGCACGCCCCCAUCGAUACGCUGGCCGAGGCGGUCAAGGAGCUGAAGCCGACGGUCAUCAUCGGAGCCGCUGCCAUUGCAGGUGCCUUCACCCCCGAAAUCAUCCGCUCGAUGGCCGAGUUCAACGAGCGCCCCAUCAUCUUUGCCCUGUCGAACCCAACCAGCAAGGCCGAAUGUACCGCCGAGCAGGCGUACGAGCACACCGACGGACGGUGCGUGUUCGCGUCCGGUUCCCCCUUCCCGCCCGUCACCUACAAGGGCAAGACGUACCACCCGGGCCAGGGCAACAACUCGUACAUCUUCCCGGGUGUGGCGCUCGGAGUGAUCUGCGCCGGGGCGGCCACCAUCCCCGAGGAGAUGUUCCUCAUUUCGGCCCAACGGUUGGCCGAGAUCGUCACCGACGAGGACCUGGAACGGGGCAGCCUCUACCCGCCGCUCGAGCUCAUCCAGGACUGCUCGAUUAAGAUUGCCGUCCGCGUCAUGGAGUACGCGUACGCGAACGGACUGGCCUGCACCAAGCCGGAACCGAGCGACAAGGAAGCGUUUAUCCGCGCGCAAAUGUACGACCUGGGCUACAAGUCGGCCCUGCCCGCUAUCUACCCGUGGCCCAAGCUGUAAAGCGCGAUGAGAACCCCUCAUCAAAUGUAUAUUUUUUGUUCAUUUCGUACGUUCUUCGUAUUUGCUUAGCAAGAUAAAAUCACGCGGGUUUUUCGUUUCUAAUUAGGCUCAAUUAUUUCAAAAAACUAAACUAAACGAUGAUGUGUACAUUAUUUUGCUGUUUUGUUUUAUACUGUUUAGUUGUUUAUUUAAGUUGAAGUGAUUUCGAGCAACCACGCUCACUAUUUGUUUUCCAUCUAUGUUGUGUAUUAUUGUCCUUGCUUAUUUACAAACAAACAACGUAAAAAACUCAUCAUUUGUGUAUGUACCUUCCGGUGCGCGUCACUUUCAUGCAACACACAAAAUACUUUUUAACAAAAAUUGUAAUUUAUUCGAACCACCACAAUAUAUAAAUAACUAAUAAGUCAAUGUUGAUACAUAAAUGGUAAGAUAUCUGAUCAACAGUUAGCUGAUUUAUGGUACUACAAAAAUAUAUGAAUAUAUGUGUAAGUGGCUAUCAAGUUGGUAAA